Molecule: messenger RNA, 933 nt
Organism: Rotaria sp. Silwood2
Lineage: Eukaryota; Metazoa; Rotifera; Eurotatoria; Philodinida; Philodinidae
Source: the annotation of a GenBank genome assembly
AUGAUUCGUCAACUUCAACUGAUGUUAUGCAUCUUAUGUUUCUCCCAUAAUCAAUAUGUAGUACAAGCAACUAUAUACUCAUGCAACACGGCAGCUCCAUGUGGUUGUUCAAAAACUCCAGUCAAUAUUAACGCUAGAAUUUUUGGUGGUGAAAUAGCUGCUAGUCAUAGUUGGGGUUGGUCUGUUUCAUUACGUAAGUCAGACAUCGGACACUUUUGUGGUGGUUCGAUUCUUUCUCCAAGCUAUGUGCUUACAGCAGCAACUUGUGUCUAUAAAAUUAAUCUUACAACAACAGAAUUAACAGUUGUUGUUGGUACAGACAAUCUCGAUGAUAAUAUUGGACAGAGAUCAGCUGUGUCAGAAAUUUAUGUACAUCCAAAAUGGAACCAACAAUGGCAUCCAACAUGGAAUUCAACUAAAUUCGAAAAUGAUAUUGCUAUUCUUAAAUUGAAAGAAGCAAUCUCUUUUGACGACGAUAACAUUGCUAAACUUUGUCUACCAUCUUCAUAUGACACUAUAGAAACUGAUUUUCCAUUGAUAAACUCACAACUUGUAGCUGUUGGUUGGGGUGAGACAGAGUUAGAUCCAUGUCAAGGUGAUUCAGGUGGUCCAUUGAUGUAUUACUCUGAUAUUUAUAAACAAUGGAUGAUAGCAGGAAUAACAUCUUUCCUUACUGCAUGUGAAACGUCUGCAUUCGCUAGUGUUUAUACUCGAGUUACUAUGUAUAUCGAUUGGAUUAAAUCAGUUGUUGGCAACGAUAACGUGGUGAUAGCCGGAGAAAACACUGCUACUUUUAGUACUAUACCAACUACAUUAGCUAUGUCAACUACGUCAACUAUGUCCAAUAUGUCCAAUAUGUCCGUUAUACCGACUUUGUCAACGAUGUUUUGUAUUGCAACACUUUUAUUUAUAUAUAUAAUGCGUUCUUUUUGA